CUAUAAGUUUUGAAUGAGUCUACAGCUCUCUAUCUGCACCGGAGAGAUAAACACGGAGUUCAAGAUAAACAACUCAAUGUUUAGUUUUUUUUUAUAAUGUCAAUGAUGCUACGCUGGUUGAUCUCAGACGUUCUAUUGACCUCAGCUGUCCUGUGGCAGGUAGUAUCUUCCUAUCCGACAUACCAACAACAAAUACCCAAUGGAGACUCUGUGCCACAUCCCUGCAAGCCCAACACUUUUUGGGCAGGAGUGGGGCAUCAGAACGACCAGGGCUCAGGAGAAAGAAAUGCUUUUGGACGAGAUUUUGAGAGAGAAGGCAAAAUUUGGACGCAAUCACUAUGUCAUUUAGAUUCUGACGGAGAUGGACUAACCAACGGUCAAGAGCUAGGUGACCCAGAGUGCGUGUGGACUCCAAACACCUUGCCCAGUAGACAAGUUGGUCUGAGCAAUCCAGGCAUCUGCGACCCUUGGGACUCUCCUGUCUGUUUCUCAAACAACAUUACAAGCGUUAAAUACCAGACUCAAGAGGAAUGGAUGCGAGACAUGUGUAGGGCUGGUCCAUUGCUUUGCCCAGGCCUGAACGAGUCGGACGUACACCAGGUGGCGCUGACUAUUGACAACGGAACUCAGGUUCCUUUCAUGGAUAAAACGUAUUACUGCCAGAUAUUUGACUUGGAAAGUCACAUGACCAUUCCUGGAAACUAUCAGAUAAUUGCCGUGGAACCGGUCAUUGACAAUGCCCAAGUCCUUCAUCAUAUUGCUCUGUUUGGAUGUGAUGAUGUGCAGCCCGCUAGUCCAGCUCCGUUUGAUUGUGGCGUGUUCCCAUCUAUCAGUUGCCAUACCUUCAUUACGAUCUGGACUAUUGGAAGUCCGGGAGACUGUUUUCAUCCAGACACAGGCAUUUCUGUUGGAAGCGGCGGAUUCACCAAGUUUGCAGUGCAGCUGUUCUGGAACAAUCCAAGCGGUAGAGAUGAUUUGUUAGACAGUUCUGGUGUCAAGAUUUACUACACAGAGAAACGGAGACCCUAUGAACUGGGUUUACUGAAGAUUGGCCACGAGUCUUUCUUGGUUCCGCCAAACCAUCCGGCCGUGUCCUUCAAGUCAACCUGUACUUCAGUAUGCACCAAAAGUCUAUUCAAUGGUACAGUCUACGUCACCAUGGCCUGGAACCACAUGCAUUAUAUAGGAAAACAAAUGCAAGUCCAAGUGCUCAGAAAUAAGACGGACAUUCAGUAUUUGACUUUCGAUCCAAUAUACAACUUUGAUAGCCCGCAGAUUCACGUAUUCCAAGAGAAGCCUUUCCAACUGUAUCCAGGAGAUGAGAUCAUCACUACCUGCAUCUACAACUCACAAGACCUGAGCUGGACGACGCCAUGGGGUGAAGCCACUACAGAAGAAAUGUGCUACGGAUUCUUGGUCUACUAUCCUAAAGAAAACGCCCUGAAAACUUCUUGCGUGACACUUGGACCUGAUGUCAACUACUGUGACAACAGCACGUUCCACGGUUGUUCCGACCUGCAGAGAUUCUCCAGCCCAUUCUUUCUCUCGGACGCCGACUUCUACCAAGACAUCCUUCACAACUGCCGUACGUUUAGUCCUUGUGUUGAGGAGUGCACCAACACUAUAGUCCAGCUUAAGAAGAACGAUCCUUGCUUUCAAGAUGAACUGUUUGAUUUUAUCAAGGACCAAAUGUUGAACACCAAUCCCAUUGGUCAAGACAUGAUGGCUCGCAUAGCUUCCUGCCAGAGACAAGUGGAUAGUGUUUUCAACAUUUCAAGGAAUACUAGAACAUAAUAGCUCACAUCUCCCCUGGAUGUUUCCUAGAGAUUGACUUGUUGCCUUCGACAAAUUGACUUCAAAUUAUUCAAAUAAAUGUACUUAUUAUUUUUAGGUUAUGUUUCUUGGUCUAAAACGUAUAUCAACUUACUUUCAUUGUCUGUCUGUCUGUCUGUCUGUCUCCCAUACCCAUUCUAGGAUCAAAUUGAAACUUUGCACAAUUAUUCAUUGACGUAGCCAAUACAUGAAUCAAUUAAAAAAAACAAUUAGUCAAUUAA
This is a messenger RNA of Biomphalaria glabrata, 2054 nucleotides long. Its product is annotated as DBH-like monooxygenase protein 1. The transcript has 12 exons. The coding region runs from base 97 to 1794 and encodes 565 amino acids. The record is from RefSeq and is a predicted model, not a curated record. Gene Ontology annotation, molecular function: copper ion binding; dopamine beta-monooxygenase activity. NCBI's taxonomy places the organism in Eukaryota, Metazoa, Mollusca, Gastropoda, Planorbidae.